Pomacea canaliculata is the source of this 5701-nucleotide messenger RNA. RefSeq lists its product as uncharacterized. The record is from RefSeq and is a predicted model, not a curated record. Lineage: Eukaryota; Metazoa; Mollusca; Gastropoda; Architaenioglossa; Ampullariidae. The transcript has 11 exons. Bases 414 to 1205 code for a protein of 263 amino acids.
CUUCAAACAAGGUUAAGAACCACUGGCUUAGGCUUUAUUUUAUAGACUAGAAGAUAGCGCUACAAAAGGUUCCCUGUUGAGAUAAGCACCCAAGUACACUAACAACACACACAUACAAGUUCUUUGUCUUACAACUGAUGAUACUACUGAAACAAUAUUCAGCCAAGUGCUUUUAACCAGUCACUAGCAAUCGUGAACAGAGAGGAAGAACUUACCACGGUGAAGGUGUCUAUCGUUAGCCUCGCCUACAAGUUGAAGGGUCAUAUAUGAGACGAUCCUAGCAUCAAUCCCGUCUACUCAGAGUCCACUUAACAUCAUCAUCUGACAGGUCAAACUCAGGUGGUUCAUCACCAUCUGAAGCUUCAAACACUGUCUUGUAACUGGUUGUCCGUUGUCUGACAGCUAUUCCCACCAUGAGCUGUGAAAUUAAGAACGAAAAGUGUCCGGUUCAAAUGCAAUGCUUAUUUCCCACGACUGCUACUGAUACACGACCUUUUACUCUUUACUUUUAUUCUUCCCAGGGAAGUCAAGAACGAGUGCUUGUCUGUGCGUACAACGGACACCAUACAUGCUUUCAAGAAAAAGGCUUCGAGGCCACACAUGAAGGUUAUAAUGCUGUCACCAUCACAGUUCCUGACACAUUUACAACAAGCAAUGGAUCAUUUGGCUGCCAGAAAGGAGACAUUCAUAUGGUUAAAAAUUGUUUGUACAAUCCUCCAGAAAUCUGCAAUACUAUUAGAAGCACCGAAUCUUUAAUCGGUCUUGGGACGACUACAAAAGGUACUGACUUCCCUUUAACCACUGAACAGGUCGGAAAUACAGGUAUCAACCCUGCAGUUCUUGGCGUAAUUCUAGGAUCAAUCGUCGUCAUUGCGAUCAUCAUCAUCGUCUGUCUGCUGCUCAGGAAAUACAGACCUAAGAGUUAUAGCCGUUUCCAGGAAUGUCUAAUAUGCAUCGUUCCUCCACCAGUCAUCGCUAUCGAGAAAUGUCGGAAAUACUUUCUUGGGAAAGAAAACAAAGACAACCAUGUAAAUCAAACGACGACUGACCCUACAUCAUUUAGCGUCAAUGGAGGCAAUAUGGAAAGAGAUGACCUGCUCUAUUGGGAUGACGAACUGACCAUCAAUGCGCUGAUGGCAAACGCCGACCAGGAGCACACAUCUACUGACAACGAGAACAAUGGCGAGUCUUGGUGGGAAUUGUGAUGAAAUGAAGGCGGCUGUAGAGGGAUGGUGUUACCAUCCGAGGGGAAAGGGGUCUCUUUAGCUGGCUCGCUCCGCCCGCUUUCGCCCUUACACUCAGUCACCCGCCCGUUCACACGUCCGCACGCGUAACGACUAAUAGCCACUCUCACCCACGUGCGCAAACACACAACUGACAAGACAGUUGUACAGAUUAUAUAAUUAUAAUUGAAACAAAAAAGCAAAUUAGGUUGACGUGAAAACAGUUACAGAAGAAUGGAUUUAGAGAUAAUUUGAUCUUACGUUAGUAUCUGCAUAUAUGUCCGGACACACGAUCCGCCUCUGACCCACAGUUCACAGUUUUAGAAUAUAGUGGGUCCUCCUCGAACAUGAACUGUCCUUGUUCGUUGGACUGAGAGUACCGCUCACCUACCUUGUCCUUUGUUUCCUGAAGAUGAGUGCAGCUGGCUGCAUGCACCUUAUCUUCUAGAUGAUCUCUUGUCACUGUCCCACCACAGUUGCCCCAGGCAAAGGGUGCAGCGACGAUGCUCGGAGUAGAGAUGACUUGUAUGCUGAACGUUGUUUCCUGAAGAUAGGUGCAGCUGCCCGCAUGCACCUGGUCUGCUGGAUAAUUUCUUGUCACUGCUCCCCCACAGUUGCCCCAGGCAAUGGAUGCAGCGACGAUUCUCGCAGUAGAGAUGACUGUAGGCUGUUCUGUAGAUGACCACACUGGACCGGUGGCAAGGUGGGAUCUGCCAACCGCUGCCUCGCACGUCUUGCUGCCGGACACAGUUAACUCCCCCGCUUGUCGUGGGGAGAGAUCAACCUCUUGGUUACAGCACACACCCUCCUCUCUUUAUAACCAGAUCGCAAGUGCCAUCAGGUAGUGAUACGUUCUGACUGAACGGGCUUCCCUGUUUCAGACCUGCUGCCUGCGACUGAAUAACACUUAGAGACGACGUCUCUGCUGGAACACGAGAGAAAAAGCCCCGACUACACAUCUACCCUAAAUUAUAUACUAAGAGGACACGUGACUACUCGCCACUCAAUCUACCAGGUUCUGACGCUAUCGCUCUAACACUAAAACAGCUACUGACCACUGCGCUAUUCUCAGGUACCUGUGACAUCUACCGUUCCUUUCUCUCACGGUCGGCCACAUCAACCUCUGCCUUCCACGACCCUCAGUCUAAUUCUCUCAUUCAGCCGGUGUGCCGCUGGAGACAAAGAAAACAAAACAAACUGUGUUCGCACGGCUGAGGGUAUCGGUCUUUCGAUUAACCCCACACCUUUGAAGUGGUGACUGCGAUAGAUCACUAACUUUGCCCCCCGACCCCGGGACCGUGACCGUCCGUGAAUCAAGGCGGCAUGUCGUCCGUUUCCCCUGAUCGGCGCCCCCCUCGUCGCUCACCUAUUAUUUCGACUUAAUUGUCCUGGCUAGAACCCUACGGGUUCAUGACAGUAUUCUUUACCUAAUCCAUCCUUCAUUAGCACAUCUUCCUCAGGAAGUAAUGCAUCAGACGCGCCUCUCCUUCUGUAGUUCAUUUAACUGUUGUUCAAAUCCAUCAUAGCCUCAUCACCAGACAGUAUAAUCUCAGGCUUUCUACGGGGCUAAGAUCCUACACAGAGUUGGAAAAGAUAUUAAAAAAGUAAUUCGAAGGUGGGGGGACGGAAGGUAAAUAACACAUAAGCAAACGGGAUAUUUUGUUUCAAUAAUAAUUUAGGAACGCCUUUUUAUCUUUCGCCACUUUGCCUUCUGAUUUGAAGAACUGGAUGAUCUGAAUAAUUACGCCAGAAAGACUUUUUAAGAGAUUAUGUUGUAAAAAGUAAUGCAGAUAGCAGAGAGGUAUUUUGAUGCUUUAUUUUCCCGGUGAUAAAGUAAGUGAUAUAUGAGAGGCUAACGGAUGAAUAUAUUUUAUCCAAAGAAAAAAUUGUGUAACACAACAGUAAUGGGGGAAAGACGGUACACCUAUUCUCUUGAACAACGUUUUCUGUCGUGAUAUCAGUUCUUCUUUACAAAGAAACUGAAGCUAUCCUGAUUACUUCCUACUGCGUGCAUCUAGUCACUGUUUACAACCUCUUGAGAGCUUUUUAUAGAUUGCAAAUAUGCAUCAGUAAGUUGUUGGAAGAUUUUAUUGCAUAUGUAAAUAUUUGAAAUCUUAAUUUUUAGCAUGGUACAGACGACUGUAUCCGUCACAUGAUUGUUUCUCUGCCGUUUUAAGCCUGACUUUAUAGCCUGAUAUGUGUACUUGAUAUGUUUGAGAGAACAGACUUCCUACUUUAUCUCUCAUACAAUAUCUUAUACAGACUCUUGACCAGAGUAGUGUGCGGGCAAUAUACAUGGUACGCUGGUGAUGAGGUUAAUCUUUAAGAAAAGUGGGAAUCGUCUGGUUUACUGUGUGCCCCAGCUAAGAGAGUGACUGUGAUAAGAAUCCCUCAUGUCUUCUGGGUUAAGUAUGUUCCAAUUACUUCCCUUAACACAUUUCCUAGAAUUUCUUAUGUUUAUGCUUCCCCAAAUCCAACCCCUCGUCCAUGGUCGUGGGAGGUGAAAACGGUCAGAGUAAAGAUUUUUAUCUGAAAUGAACUGCUAACGGGGCUCUGGUGAAAGUUCUCCUGGCCUAGAAAUCCAGGACUGGAUCUCUAAAUGCUCAAAGAACAAACAGGCGUCUUCCACCGAGCCAGCAUCUAAAGCUAUAUGAGGGCAAGGCAGCCAGCCCUGUAAACAGAUGCCACAUGCAAAGAGAGAACAGAGUGCCCGAGACGAGAACUUAACCCAGAGCAGCCAGCCCUCACUGUAUUGGUGACAGAUGCUAACCGUUGUACCUUGAGACCACCCAUUGCCACUGACAGCACCUUAUCCUAUAUUUCAUGUAGCACAUGCUUUUAUGAUAUCAGAUAUACCAAUUAUUUAGUCAGUACUAUAAGAUAAAUUUAAUUUCUUUUGUGGUGACAUUUUUAAAAGUUGUAAAAUUUGUGCUAGGUUUUUGUAGUCUUUUUCUUCACAAUGCAAUUUAUUUUCACUUUGUAUUCUGUCAGUUACUGGCACAGCAUAAAACUCCAACUAACUCUUUUUCACAAUACUGACAUGUACAACGCACACAAUCAUACAUAUAAAUAGUUGGAGAUUUAAACAACAUACAAAUACACAAGAAUCAUAGUAUGCACAUAAGAUAAUAGAACCUACACACAGGGCAAUCUAAUAUAAUAUAAAAAGUUUUAUUACAAAUAAUACCUUUAUUUAACCAAUCACAUGACUAAAUGAAAAUAGCAAUUUCGCAAAAAAUAUUUGUGUGCUAUUGCUCCCACCUUGUAUUUUAUAGCAUUGUAUCUUUGUGGUUUGUUUCUUUAGUAGACUGACUUCAUCUUCUUCUACAGUGUGUAAUGUGUACAGUCUUUUUAUGGGGAAGCGCUCAUGAUUGUGCAGUAUUUUGGGCCUGGUUACUACUGGUGAAAGGUGCUAUGCAAAUGCACUUAUUAUUGUAUUAAAUAUAACUGCUCUUUUUAUUGCCCAUGUAUUCUAUAGCCUGAAGCUUAGUGAUUAAAUGUGUUUUAUGUCUCUUAGUGUGUCACUAUUAGCUCGUGUAUUAAUGUUAUAUCUUCAGUUAGCAUAGAAAGGAAAACCGUUUUGCUUGAGAUGCUGUAGAUGUCUGUGUUGGGGUGGGAUAGAGAAGGUCAUUCAUGUUUGGUUUGUAUGCAUAUAUGUACAUGAAAAAUAACCAUUCAUAUACGAAUGUACAAUGUUUUUUAAUAUUAUUUAGAUCAUAGAUCACAGAAUCAAACAAAUCCAUGAUGAUUUAAAAUCAACUGUAUUCAGAUAUAACACAACAGAAGGAACUAUUAAAAGAAGACUGGAUUCAUAUUUUGAUUGUGAUGUAGAUAAUGUGAGAUCAACACGCAACUCAGAAUAACUUCUAUACAGAAAGCGAUUAAUAAAGAUGAUAGAAGUCUAAUAAAAAAAAAGAAUGCCAGCUAUUUUAUAAUAUACUAAGGAAUAAUGGUAAGAAAUACAACGGUGAAUCCUUUUUAAAAUCAUCUUACGAGAUUUGUAAUGUUGAAUCACAUCUCAUGGGUGUUAGGUAUUCCCUGGAAUCCUUGGAUAGACCUUAUGUUCUCAAUGUUGACACCUAAAAGGUGCAUCCUUGGUUCUCAAAAACAUGGGGCCUUGGAAUGAUUUAGCUCAUUAAUAUUAAUAUUGUCUUCUGUUGGCUUACUCUGAUUGUCUUAAGUGUGGUUUUGUAUGUCAUAGUGAUGGUGACAUAGCAUUUUGAGUGAAAGGGGAGAUUGGUUGAUUAAGAGUAGACACAGCUGAAUAUAUUCCAGACAAGAAAAUGGAGAUAAAUUGAAGACAUGUACAUGUUGUAGAUAUGAACAGCAUUGCUUAAGUUUUUAAAAUGUUCAACAUAAUUACAAUCUGAAAAUUUGUUCUGAAAAUUAGUACAGAAUAAGAUUGUAUACCUGCUUUUCUUGUAAUAAAUGUCAGCCAAAAGAAAAUGAAUCUCAAAAUAAAAUUCUGAAAAAUCUUA